AUGACGUGUUGGAUAUGCCAAGGUAGCGCGAAUUAUCGCUCUGAAAACAAGUGCAUUCAGCUUUUCGGUAAUACUUCUAAGGCUACGAAGCACCUGAGCGAUGCUCACUCUGUGACGUCUGCUGAAGUAAUUGCUGAGUCGGGGCGAAAACGAAGUCGCCUGGAGGAAGUCAAUCGCAUUUCGCAUUCGCUCACCAACUCCGACGACUCUAGACGAGCGACUUUGCUUUUGGAGACGCUUCGUGUGGUGAACAACAACUUGCCCUUCAGGAUUGGCGAGUAUGAGGAGUCUGAACUGCUAGCGGCGCUUGCAGUGAAAGACGAUUUUCGCACGGUUGUUAAUGCUCACAAGGUGGUGCAUGCUGUUGGUGAGCUGUACUGCUGUGCGGUCAGUGCUGUUUGUAAGUUUUUGGUUGAAAACAAAAUUCCGGGCGUGGCAUCAUUUGCAAUGAGUACCGAUUUUUGGGUGUGCAAGACACAACGAACCAAGUUUCUCGGUCUUCACGUGUACCUCGUUGAUCGGCACAUCAGAUAUCAGUCCGUACUACUUGGAACACGUCAUUUCAACCCUCGUUAUGCUGAGAGGAACGGAGGUGUUCGUGAGCCAUUCAAGAGUUGGCUGGUCGCUCUUCUUCGAGAUUUCCGCCUGACCUCCAGAGAUUUUUUUGGAGCGACGAGUGAUAAGGGACCUGAUGUAAAGCGCCUGUUGGAGACGGAGCUCAGUCUGAAGUGGGAGUGGUGCAUCCCGCAUCUUACAAAUGCAUCGACCAAGACUGCGUUUGAAAUUGGGUCUACAAGGAGCAGCUCCAAAAAUGUCGAGAUGACAGAUCUGAUUGCUCGCAUUGGAAAGACAAUCUAUACUGUUCGCUCUAGCGAAAGGCUCGGUUCUCUUUUUGCAGAGCUGUGCACCAUGGUCGAUCCUAGCGCCACGACGAAGCUGCUUGAAUAUCGCGACCACCGCUUUAUGGAGUUGGAGAUCUGGUUUGCUGAGCGAAUUGAGAAAGCUCUCCGCGAGUUUGAUGACCCUCCUGAUGAUUUUCCCCUUGUUGAAGACCGGCAGACAUUGCUUCAAAUGUAUGCGCUACUCGAACCAAUCACUGUCAUCAAUGUCCACAGUCAAAGCGAAAGCGCCAAUCAGCCGGAGGUGCUGGGGCUUUUAUAUCAACUUCGGCGGACUGUCCUCGAUGAAACUCAGCAACUUCGGGACUGUUUCCGGCAGCAAGACCCACCGAUCCACUUCCGAGUACAUGAGCUGACUCCAUUAGUGAGGCGUACUCGCAGCUUGCUUGCGAAUCAUUUCACGACAACUUUUUCAAGCGAUAUACUAGCAGCGCUCGUAUUUCCACGGCCGCGUACAUUCCCGAGAUGCAGAUGCUGCUGCACCCACUCUUCAAAAACCCGGACAGUCCUCUCAGCAAAAUUGUGA
Molecule: messenger RNA, 1425 nt
Organism: Phytophthora sojae
Lineage: Eukaryota; Oomycota; Peronosporomycetes; Peronosporales; Peronosporaceae
Exons: 2
Coding region: 1-1425 (474 amino acids)
Source: RefSeq, a predicted model, not a curated record